AUGGUCUCCGUCAAGGAAGCCAUGGAAAUUCAGUACCAAGAGGAGAAGCCAGUGCUCAUCCCACAUAGCGAAGGCCAGAAGUAUCUCAAAUUGAGACCAACAUCCCAGCCAAUUGUUUGCCUUCUCUAUGGGGAACCGCCAAAGAGGAAUGCCAGUUUGUCACAGCUGGAGCCAUUGGGGCAAUUCAUUGAAGCCAGGAACCAAGAGAUCAAGAAAGUCCAAAGUGAAGAUCCAGAUGACCAUGGAAACAACCAUUUGUUUGACCAGCAGGAUCCAGAGCCACCAGCCAAGAAAAAAGAAUGGCUGCACCAACCCCAUGCGUGGUGA
Messenger RNA from Cladocopium goreaui, 327 nucleotides. The record is from the annotation of a GenBank genome assembly. NCBI's taxonomy places the organism in Eukaryota, Dinophyceae, Suessiales, Symbiodiniaceae.